Molecule: messenger RNA, 644 nt
Organism: Mytilus trossulus (common blue mussel)
Lineage: Eukaryota; Metazoa; Mollusca; Bivalvia; Mytilida; Mytilidae
Exons: 3
Coding region: 77-562 (161 amino acids)
Source: RefSeq, a predicted model, not a curated record
GGUGUUUGGUUUUAUGUUUGAAUCACAGGAAUAAGUCUGAACAGCAUGAUUCUUUUCGUAAUUUAGUAUUGGAUUCAUGAUGGCCACCUUAAAUUUGUCAAGAGAUCAAUUCUAUGACCUGUACAAAAAAUUACAAUUCAGAGUUUUGAUAAAUUCUGUUGUUAAAGGCAGACAUGCAAGUUCUGAAAAGGUGUGCAUGGAAUAUCUUGAGGUUAGUGCUGAGCCACACAAUCCGCUUGACAAUAAAGCCUUUAUUGUAGCACAUGUGCUUCCAGGACCAAGUGGUCCAGUCUAUGGACGUGUACCAAAAGGACUUCAAGAAUUAUUUUAUAAUGUGGACAUAUUUUCUAAUGAAACUGGAACUGUAUAUGAAUUAUGGUGUAAACCAACAGUUGACAAGGAUGAACCAAGCAAGCCAAGUAGGUGGAGCCGAGGAGGAGGGCUCGAGCAGCCUUGUCAAUAUGUGAUUUGGGUUGGAAGACUAAUCCUUGAAAAGGUGAAAAAGGAUUUAGAGGAAUUAGAUAUUCCUUAUCAGGUUGAGGAAAUAGAACAUGCGGUUUGAAGAAAAAAGAAGACAUUCAGAACAUUCUAAAUAGCCUUGUUUAUAGAAAAAUAUUUGAAAUAAAGUAUUUUGCAGAUUCAUA